UCCAACAGAAGGCUCCAGAACAUAUCAGGGAGAGGCGGGAAGACACAGAGCUCGAGCACAUUCAGCACAAGAGGCGGGAGAUGAAGUGUUUCCACGAGAGCCAAAGCGCAAACCAGGUGCACCACGCGCUGCACUUUCAAACAGACCAGCACAACUCGCUAGCUGCUCCCUCUCCGCUGUCCGCUCCUCUAUCAGACCCACGGGACUUCACUGGUUCAUCCCUAACCUGACAGGCUCAGCUCAUCGGACCGGGAGACCGGGCGAACGCAGGAGUAGGGGGACACUGAGCCGGAGUUGGAGGGGGGACAUGCUCGCUCAGCAACCCUGCAUAGUUUCUCCAAGGUGGGCCAAGCUGUGACAGAGGGCCUCUCUCUGGUGAGCCAAUCCGCAACCCUGACCGCUCCAGCAGGCCUCACUCCCAGUCCUAACUACUGUGUGUGCCAGGACCAGGCCACCUCCAGCCCAGGCCAGACCACGUCUACCCCAGGCCAGCCCAGAGUGGGUCAGCCCCAGCCCAACCCACCACUUCCCCAGCCCAGUAGCGGCCCAGGCCCAGGCUCCAGAAGCAUGGCCUUCACCCUGUCAGAGAUCAUGGCUGCACGGCGGCAGCAGCAGUCCCAGGCCCAGCGGGCAGCAGGCAGGGUGGCCGUGGAGGUGGAUGAAUACAGCACCAACCCCACCCAGGCCUUCACCUUCUACAACAUCAACCAGGGACGCUUCCAGCCCCCGCACGUUCACAUGGUGGACCCCCUGCCCCACGACACUCCCAAGCCGCCAGGUUACACCCGUUUUGUGUGUAUCUCAGACACCCACUCCCGUACGGACGCCAUUCAGAUGCCCUAUGGAGACGUGUUCAUCCAUGCCGGAGACUUCACAGAGCUGGGCCUGCCCUCUGAGGUCAAGAAGUUCAAUGAUUGGCUAGGCACCUUGCCCUACGACAUAAAAAUAGUGAUUGCGGGGAACCAUGAGUUGACCUUUGACCAGGAGUUCAUGGCUGACCUGAUCAAGCAGGACUUCUACUACUUCCCGUCGGCCUCCAAGCUGAAACCAGAGAACUACGAGAACGUCCAGUCCCUGCUCACCAACUGUAUCUACCUGCAGGACUCAGAGGUCACUGUACGAGGCUUCCGUAUCUACGGCUCCCCCUGGCAGCCAUGGUACUAUGGCUGGGGGUUCAACCUGCCAAGAGGUCAGGCUCUGCUGGACAAGUGGAACCAGAUCCCCGACUCCACCGACAUACUGGUCACACACUGCCCCCCACUGGGGUUCCUGGACUGGGUUCCUAAGAAGAUGCAGCGGGUGGGCUGUAUGGAGCUGCUCAACACUGUCCAGAGGAGAGUACAACCCAAGCUGCAUGUGUUCGGACACAUCCACGAAGGUUAUGGUAUGAUGACAGACGGCACCACCACGUUCGUCAACGCCUCGGCCUGCACCGUCAACUUCCAGCCCAUGAACCCGCCCAUCGUCUUCGACCUGCCCAAUCCCACCAGGACCACAUGACUAGAGAAGCCCCGCCCUGCUGAGCCCCCCUCCAAUCAGGAGACAAGUGGUGGGAAGGCAGAUAGGUGAGGGUGGUGGACAGGUGUGGUGGAGUACUGUAUAUAGUCAUGGCUCUAACGGAUGCUGUGUGUGUGUGUGCGUGUGGGUGUGUGUGGCACAACACACACAAGCCCAAGUCUCUUACAGACGAGGUGUUGCCAAUCCUCACUUGGCAAAUCCAUCGAUGUUCUUUUAUAUACUGUCAUUCCUUUAUUUCAACAAAAGAAAAGUAAGGCAAAAGACAGACCCCAGAUGCCUCAUUUCUCAUAUGGACAUGUCAGCAUUAGUCUGUGAAUCUUCUGUUGCACUUCUACUGCACUGACAAUCUGACCUGGCUGUCAGAUAGAGAAGAGGACAGGGGGAACAGUGUCUCCUGUGUCACUGUUUGGACUCACAGUCUUUCUCUCAGAAGAAGACACUGGAUAACUCUCAUUCUCUCUUGUUCCUCAUAGAGGACUCUGUUAAGCCACCAGUGGAAGUUGCUCAGUGGUGACAUUUUGACAUUGUGACAGUGCGGUCCACCCUUCAUUUGAGACCUUCCCGGAGGAGUGAUUGAACACUUACUAGUAGGGUUUCAGAACAUGAACCCAAUGUCCAUGUUCGACUUUGUGGAGCUGUUUGCCAGCACAGAAAGGAUACCCCUGCCAGUACUCUGAUAUCACACUUCCUGCACUCCAGAUUACAACACUGCUUUCCCCUCAUCCCUUUUUCUCUUGAUUCCUCUUUUCCUCUGCCCCUCUAGUUUCACUCUCUCUCUGUCUCUCUCUCUCUCUCUCUCUCUCUCUCUCUCUCUCUCUGGCCUUGGGCAUGGUGGUUUGUGUGUG
This is a messenger RNA of Oncorhynchus mykiss (rainbow trout), 2363 nucleotides long. RefSeq names its product metallophosphoesterase domain-containing protein 1. The record is from RefSeq and is a predicted model, not a curated record. Gene Ontology annotation, molecular function: hydrolase activity. Lineage: Eukaryota; Metazoa; Chordata; Actinopteri; Salmoniformes; Salmonidae.